Oenanthe melanoleuca is the source of this 2872-nucleotide messenger RNA. RefSeq names its product rhophilin associated tail protein 1 like (gene ROPN1L). NCBI's taxonomy places the organism in Eukaryota, Metazoa, Chordata, Aves, Passeriformes, Muscicapidae. The transcript is spliced from 8 exons. The record is from RefSeq and is a predicted model, not a curated record. Bases 303 to 959 code for a protein of 218 amino acids.
AACCCCUGGGCCCACUGCGGGUUCAUGUUCAGCCGCUGUACCCUGCAGCCCCCUCCGACACACCUCGCAGGCGGCUGUGAAUUCAUUAAGGGUAGAAUGAACCCCCUCAUCCAUGGUUUGGGCUUUUUCAGAAGCGUGUACACAGCAGGUGCUGCUCUUGCCCUUUAAACCUCGCCGCCGUCAGGUUUUUCCCCGCCCAGCGCCCGGGCCGUCCCCGCGCGUUGCCGGGCAGCGGGGCCGCGGAGCGGGGCAGGAAAAUUCACGUGAGAGAGCCACCUGCCAGGUCCUUGUGACUGGGCACCAUGCCUCUUCCAGAAACUAUGUUCUGCGCUCAGCAGAUCAAAAUCCCCCCGGAGCUUCCUGAUAUUCUGAAGCAAUUUACUAAAGCUGCUAUUAGGACUCAGCCUUAUGACGUUUUGCAGUGGGCAGCUGCGUAUUUUUCAGCCUUGUCUAAAGGUGAACCCCUCCCUGUGAAGGAGAGGCUCGAAAUGCCUUUAACAGCAAAGAAAAAAAAUGCUGGUUUGACCCCAGGACUCCUUAAGGUCUUGCACAAACAGCUUUCUUCCAAAGGCACGGUGACCGUUGCAGAGCUGAGGGAAAAAUGGAAGCAUUUGGGCUUGCCAGAGGUGCAGCUGGGAGCUAUCCUGCAGCUGGGCAGUUUUGACGAGGAGGUGGAAUGGAUGAAGUUUCUGGCACUUGGGUGCAGCGUGCUUGGUGGGUCCUUACUGAGUUCAAUGAAACAUGCCUGUGAGAUCCUAACAAGAGACCCAGAAGGUGGAGCUGCUCGAAUUCCCUUCGAAACAUUCUCAUUCCUUUAUUUGUAUUUGGCCAGUAUUGAUGGAGAGAUAUCAAAGGCAGAAACUGAAACAUUCCUCCUAGGAAUUCAAGAACAAGCGAACAAACACUCUGGCAUGGUGCUGAUCAGACACUUCCUGCCAUACUCCUUCAUAUUUUAUUGAUCAACCCUACUCUUCAGCAUGAGUCCACAGGAUGGGAUGUCUUCCUAGUUACUGAUGGAAGGAAAUGCACCUGCUGUUCAGCAAUAUUCCAAGUGUCCUUGGUGCCUCCCCCCAGCUUCUGUGGAGAGCUACAGUCUCAUCACUUUGCCAGAUUAUAUUGCUCCAAAUUUUCUUCGAGCAUGAGCCUGGGAACACUAACUUUUGUGUUACUGUCCAUUUAGUAGUUGAAAUAUAAUUUAGUAGUUGAAGAUGUUUUAUCUUGUUGGAGAACUCUGAAAUCUGCCCUCUGGUACAUGCUGUAAGUAGGCAACGUCACCUAGAGGUAACACUUAGGUAGAAGGGAGAGCUCUCUUCAUGCCUUCCCUGUUUGUAACUGAUCUGGACUCCAGGGAUUAGCUCUGUUCUAUAUCCACUACCUAGGAGCCAGGAAGGCCAGUAAGUACAACUUCUCAUAAAUUUUAUUCUUCAGCCUUGUCAGAAUAACUCAAAUGCAUGAAAGAUCAAUAUAAUUUAUUAACAGAUGUAUAAAUGGUACAGAUUUACACAUUAUCUGAAAUAUACUGCUUCCAUCCUGACACACCUUAGCACUUUUUUGUCUCCAAGCAGCACAGGUGCGGUGUAAUACCAAUAUUUAUGUGCACACCUUUACUGUCUUGGGCAAAACAGCAAUAACAAUAGUUCUUGUGGAAGUUAUGUUUUGAACAGCUGAUGAACAAAAUCAUCAGGUUUUUGUUUCUACUUUCUUCUUUUAUGGUUGUGAUACUUGUCUUCAUCCCUGAAACAAAAACAUAAACAUUGUGUGAGCUGUUAGGCUCAGAAUGAGAGUCUGAAGAGAAAAAAACAACUUGGAAAAUGGAAAGCUCUCAUUAAAUGAAGUCAUGUACUCUUCUAAGGAAAGAAAGUACACUGCUUUUAGACAGUUUAUUUUCCAUGCUGCUUUAAUCAAGCCUUGUCAUGCAGUGCCAGAGUGGCAAUUAGCUUAGGAUGAAUGGCAUCAUGGUGUAAUGAAGCCAGCUUUGAGACAAGCGAUCAUUGCCACCCACAUAACUUAUGCAAUGCAUUUACCCAAACACGAGGGGCAAGGCAGCCUUUCUUCUACAUAACAGUCCUCAUGUCUGCUCAAACACAGGUCCCACACACCUGUGGUCCUGCAGAUGUAAAUAUAUCCUUAUUGAUAGUAUUGGAAGUGUGGCCUAGAUUUGUUCUUUUGCUAAACUGUAUAUCCAGAAGUACUGAAGAGCAACAGCAUUGUUUUGAAGCAUCUAUUAUGUGUGCAUAUUAGUGAAAAAAUUAUACUAUUUAUUAAGGUCUAGAGCAAACUAGAGCAGAAAUCAGCAUUAGACAUGACAGGCACUUAGUUGUGGAUGAGAAAUAUACUGUCCAUUUAACCAUGUUGAUCAAGGAGUAAAAUCAACAGCCUGUUACAGUACUGUUGCAGUCCAGCAGCAUGCUGCAGAAAGUGACGCUUUUCAGAUGUGACAGUAAAUUCUGAAGUCUGGAUCACAGUUUAUGAUCUCACAGCAUGUUUUAUUCAGUAUUUGUAGCCUCAUGCCACUGGCUUGUCAUACUGCACGAGGUUAGCCUCGCUUUUUAAUUGGACUAGAUAUUCUCAGCCUCUGCACUGAAUUCUCACAGCAAAUGGCUACAGCUGCCUGACUCGGAAGCAGGAGUCAGCUGUCACUUUCUGCUCACCUCUCUCUCUUUCUCCGAGAGUCUCUGUCUCUGCCUCUCUCACGACUCCUUCUUCGUUUGCUUGGACUCCUGCUGGUGUCUCUCCUGUGUCUCGUGCACUCCGUAUCCUUGCUGCUUCCUCCAGACUGCCGUGAGUCCACUGAAGCUGAGCGCCUGUCUUCCCUUCUGAAAAGUGAUUUAAAAUUUAAGUGAUUUUAAUCAAUAAAAACAGUUUCACAGUC